This is a messenger RNA of Camellia sinensis, 17777 nucleotides long. The record is from RefSeq and is a predicted model, not a curated record. NCBI's taxonomy places the organism in Eukaryota, Viridiplantae, Streptophyta, Magnoliopsida, Ericales, Theaceae.
AUAUUGCAGAAAUGUAUAUAAAGCCUUUAAACCCUAAACCCUAGCAGAGGAGAACCAAACGACACUGAAAAAAGGUCUGCUUCGAACCUCAAAACAACACAGCAGAGAGAGAAUCGAUUCAAGACCUGUCCGAUUUCAGACAGUUUCUGGGUUGCAAAUUAAUUUAGCUGAAAGUUUGUGUUGAGGUUCGAAUGGCGAUUGAUGGAAGUUCUCGUCUUGAAUUUGAGCUCAAGAGGUUUCUCUCUCGGUUUCCCAAGCUUGCUUCUGUCUCUCGACUCAAUUCGCUUUUAAAAGAGGGACACUCAUUGACAGAAGAAGAAAUGGUGAGUGCUUUAGCAGAGCUGUUUCUGCACCCAAAUUAUACAAUCCCAUUAAUGGGAUGUUUCCGUUGUAUCGCUCAGCAAAUUGUGGAGAGGGCCGUGGCAUUGCUUCACUUGGUACCUGAUUUAAGGUCCAAUUCUGAUGGAUCCAUAGUGGAAUUUGAUGCAGACAAAAUUUUCGGAGAUGAUGUGGCUGGUGUUAUUAAUUUUUAUGUUAGAAGUGGAAGGGCCUUAAUUCUUCACGAGCUUGCCUGUCUGGCCUUCUGCCGAGCCCUUGAUUUGGCACCUUUUCUAUUGGGGUCUGUGUUAAGCUAUUUUAAACUUGCUCCUUCUCCUUUUGAACGGAUUAUGCAGAGAAAAUAUGUUUCUGAGUUAUCAACAAUGGUGGGAACCCAGUAUUUAUUAAAUGUUAUCCGAGCAUCAUACCGCCUUCUUUUGGCUCAGUCUGAAGUUUUUGCCACACUCUGGGACUGGUCCUGUUUUUUGGAUGUUGUACAGCAUACUGCAGAUUUUGAUCCAGGUGAUAAUGCAGAGAUGUUGAGGAAUGUUUCAGACAUGAGAUGGUGUGGGAUACAGAUCCUGUCAAUAGUUCUCAAAAUAAGUGAUAGAGCAACUGCCAACUUUGGUCUUGGGCCUGAAGAGGCAUUUUCAUGUUUUUUGCGCUGGCAGGAAUUUUGUCAAGAUGUAUCAUUAGAAAAGGCUGGGUGGCAUCUUGAAGCAUUUGAUCAUGAAAAGUCUGAUACUGUGGACGGAAAUAUUGAUUUCAAUCAAGAAUAUAGUCUUCGUACUUUUGCUCCUGCUUCACCGGCUCUUUCCUUUUCAAAGUUUCAUGAGAUUGAGCCGUCAAAUAAGAAUAGAAGGUUGGCAACACGGAAUGUGACAUCCAUGCAAAAUCCUUUUGUUUUGACAUCUGCUAUGAAGAAAAGUUUUGAGAUAGUUCGGUUGGCAGUGAGCCAAAAGUGGCCUGUUCUUCUGUAUGGUCCUGCUGGCGUGGGGAAAACAAAACUAAUUAGCAAGUUAGCCAUGGAUAGUGGAAGUCAAGUUCUAUCCAUUCACAUGGAUGAACAAAUUGAUGGAAAAACAUUGAUAGGAAGUUAUGUGUGUACGGAGAAACCUGGUGAAUUUAGAUGGCAGCCUGGUUCUCUUACACAGGCUGUUCUCAAUGGAUUUUGGGUUGUCUUUGAGGAUAUUGAUAAAGCACCCUCUGAUGUACAAUCCAUCUUGUUACCUUUGUUGGAAGGUGCAAGUUCAUUUUUUACUGGUCAUGGGGAGGCAAUUAGGGUGGCAGAAGGUUUUCAAUUAUUUUCCACAAUAUCAAGCAUAAAUCUUAAUAUAUCUCAUGCUAUAGAAGGUCGGAACGCUCUUGGUGCUCUUUGGAGGAGAGUGAUGAUUGGACCCCCAAGUAAUGAUGACUUGAUAAGCAUAGUGAAAGCACAGUAUCCAGAUUUGGAGCAUCUUGCUGAAAAACUCAUCGAGACCUUUGAAAAAGUUAACCAGCUGGCAAGCUUUCAGUUUGGAACUUCUGCUUCUUUGAGUUCUCUCGGCAGAUUCUCCUUAAGGGAUCUGUUGAAAUGGUGCAAGAGAAUUGCUGCUUUGGGUUUUAGCUUUGGUGUGGAUGGGUUUUCAAGUUAUGUGUGUAGUAGCAUUUAUCAAGAGGCUGUAGAUAUUUUUGCAUCUUUCACAACCUCUGCCAAUAAUCGUCUGACUAUCAUGAAAUAUAUUGCGAAGACGUGGGCAGUGCCAAUUUCUGCUGCAGAGACUUUAUAUCCUGUUAAUAAACCUGUUAUCCAGGAAUUGCAUUCUGAUUUACUUAUUGGACGAAUUACCCUCCAUCGUGCUGAAAGCACAUUUCGAUAUGAAAGAAAACCCUUUGUUGAAAUUCGUAGUUCAAUACAUGUCCUUGAGAGGAUAGCUUGCUCUGUUAAGUUCAAUGAGCCUGUUCUUUUGGUUGGUGAAACUGGUACUGGGAAGACCACUCUUGUACAGAGUCUGGCCUUGAGACUUGGUCAGAAACUUACUGUUUUGAACUUAAGCCAGCAAAGUGAUGUUGCUGAUUUGCUAGGAGGAUUUAAACCUAUGAAUGCACAGUUUCUAUGCAUUCCUCUUUAUAUGGAGUUUGAGAAUCUUUUCACCACUACAUUUUCUUCAAAGGAUAAUGAGGAUUUUCUUGUUCGUUUGAAGAAAUUUGUGAACGACAAGAAUUGGAAGAAGUUAUUAAGUGGAUUUCGAAAGGGUGUCCAGAAGAUACUUGAAAUAGGAAGAUCUGGGUCUGGUACCAAGCGAAAGAGACCUUUAAGGGAAGAAUUACUGAAAGCUUGGGAGGAUUUUUCUUUGAAACUUGAAAGUGCUCGUGCGCAAAUCAAUGAUUCAUCCGGAAUGAUAUUUUCAUUUGUAGAGGGAGCUUUUGUAACUGCUCUUCGAAAUGGUGAGUGGAUUUUGCUUGAUGAGAUGAAUUUGGCUCCUCCAGAGACCUUACAGAGAGUUAUUGGCGUUCUUGAAGAAGAGAAUGGUUCACUUUGUUUAGCUGAAAGAGGGGAUGCUGAUUAUAUCUACAGACAUCCCAACUUCCGUAUAUUUGCUUGCAUGAAUCCUGCCACUGAUGCUGGGAAGAGAGAUUUGCCCUACUUGUUACGUAGUAGAUUUACUGAAUACUUUGUUGAUGAUGUGCUAGAUGAUGAAGAUUUAAUUCUGUUUAUAAAUCAGUUUGUGGAUGAUGGCCAUUCGAAUAUUGAGCUAGUAAAGAAAAUAGUCCAUUUUUAUAAAGCUGCUAAGAAGAAAUCUGAAGAAAGGCUGCAAGAUGGGGCCAAUCAGAAGCCCCAAUAUAGUUUAAGAUCUCUUUACCGUGCGCUAGAGUACACAAAGAAAGCGAGAAGACAUUUUGGAUUUCAGAAGGCCCUUUAUGAUGGAUUUUGUAUGUUUUUCUUGACUUUAUUAGAUGAACCUAGUGCUAAGUUAAUGAACCAAAUGAUAUCAUCAUAUUUGUUAGGGGGAAAUAUACCGCCACCUGUCUCUUUUGAUGGUUACCUGAUGAAAAGAGGAAACGCAACAUUGGAUAAUUUAUUGGAGAACUAUGUUCUGACUAAAAGCGUUAAGGAGCACCUCAGGAACUUGGCACGAGCUAUAUUUGUUGGAAGAUAUCCUGUUCUUCUACAAGGGCCUACGUCUAGCGGGAAGACUAGCCUUGUUCAGUAUCUUGCUGCAAUAACUGGUCAUGAAUUUGUGCGGAUCAAUAAUCAUGAACACACAGAUCUGCAGGAAUAUCUAGGUUCUUACAUCACUGAUGCUAGUGGGAGGCUCGCAUUCCAUGAAGGUGUGUUGGUUAAGGCUGUUAGGAAUGGACAUUGGAUAGUUCUGGACGAGCUUAACCUGGCUCCAUCUGAUGUGCUGGAAGCAUUGAACCGGUUGCUAGACGACAAUAGGGAACUAUUUGUACCUGAAUUACAGGAAACUGUUCGUGCUCAUCCUGAUUUUAUGCUGUUUGCUACUCAAAAUCCACCUACUUUUUAUGGUGGGCGUAAAAUGCUUUCUCGAGCAUUUCGCAACCGUUUUGUGGAGAUCCAUGUUGAUGAAAUUCCUGAAGCAGAGUUAAGUGAAAUAUUGGAGAAGAGGUGCAAAAUUCCUGCAAGCUAUGCCAGGAAAAUGGUUGAAAAAGUCAUGAAGGAGUUGCAGUUGCAGAGGCAGAGUAGUAAAGUUUUUUCUGGGAAACAUGGAUUUAUUACCCCACGUGACUUGUUUCGGUGGGCUGAUCGUUUCAGGACAUUUGGGAAAACCUAUGAAGAUUUAGCCAGAGACGGUUAUUUUUUGUUGGCAGAGAGGCUGAGAGAUGAUUGUGAGAAAACUGUGGUUCAAGAAGUUCUGCAGAGACAGCUCGGAGUUAAACUUGACAGGGAUGACUUGUACAAGCAGGAUCCAGCAGAAAGGGAAAAGUUUUUGAACCUAUGUGAAUCUUCAGGAGUUUCCCAGUAUCUUGGAAAAAUUGCGUGGACUGAAAGUAUGUGGAGGUUGUACUUUCUUAUAGAGCGUUGUUACAAGAUGCGUGAGCCUGUCCUCCUCAUUGGUGAAACUGGUUGUGGGAAGACAACUGUUUGCCAGUUACUUAGCAUCGUGUUAGGCUCCAAAUUACACAUUUUGAAUUGCCAUCAGUACACAGAAACAUCUGAUUUCCUUGGGGGGUUUUAUCCUGUACGAGAGAGAUCAAGACUUGCUUCGGAGUUCAAAAAUCUAUGUGAACAAUUAAUGCUGUCGAAGGCUUUUGUUCACUUCCCUGGUUCUGCUAAAAUAUCUACAGAUAUUGGUCAAGCCACUUCAACUAUUGAUCAGCUAGGUGUAAUUAUAAAUAGUUAUAGACAGGGUCUGGUCUCUCAUCCUGAUGCUACUCCACAAGAUCUUGAUUCACUUGAACAACUGAAUCUGGACCUAGCUCAGCUACAGCAGAAGUGGCAGACCAUUUUUAUGUGGCAAGAUGGACCGCUUGUUGAAGCAAUGAGGAACGGCGAUCUCUUUCUUGUGGAUGAAAUUUCUUUGGCAGAUGACAGUGUACUCGAAAGAUUAAACAGCGUCUUGGAGCCGGAAAGGAAACUGUCUUUGGCUGAGAAAGGAGGUUCUGAUCUUGAGAAAAUAACUGCUCAUCCGAACUUUUUCCUUCUUGCAACAAUGAAUCCUGGUGGUGAUUUUGGUAAGAAGGAACUAUCUCCUGCCCUUCGCAAUCGGUUUACUGAGAUAUGGGUUCCUCCUGUCAACAACGUAAAUGAGCUCAGAACUAUAGCUCUACGGAGAAUUUCGAACCCAGACCUAUCAUGCGUUGUAGAUCCUAUGCUGAAUUUCUGGGAGUGGUUCAAUCAGUUACAAACAGGGAGAAUGCUUACUGUCAGAGAUCUUUUGUCCUGGAUAGCUUUUAUCAAUGCAACUGAGGGAAAUUUACAACCCGCAGAUGCAUUCUUACAAGGGGCUUUCCUUGUUUUGCUUGAUGGACUAAGUUUAGGUACGGGUAUUUUGAAAAGUGAUGCCGGAGAGUUGAGGGAGAGAUGCUUGUCCUUUCUUCUGGAACAACUAAAGGUGUUGUUGCUUGUUUUCACGAACUGUGGUUUCACUGUUUAUCUUGAUCACCACAUUAUGAAAAUGAUGGCCAAUUCUACUUCGGGUAACUCAAACCUUCUCAUAAUGGAAAACUCUGGUUGGGGUGAUGUCGGAAUUUCUACAGAUAUUUCAUGCGGUUAUAACAUGCAAUGUGACAAUCUCUUUGGAAUCCAUCCUUUCUACAUUGCAAAAGGUGAUGAUCCUUUUGAGAUUGAGCAGUUUGAGUUUUUGGCGCCAACCACUCGCAAAAAUGCCUUGCGGGUUCUGCGGGCUUUGCAGCUUCCAAAGCCUGUUUUGUUGGAGGGAAGUCCAGGCGUUGGAAAAACAAGUUUAAUUGUAGCCCUUGGCAAAUUUUCUGGGCAUACGGUUGUACGGAUAAACUUAUCUGAGCAGACUGACAUAAUGGAUUUAUUGGGCUCAGACUUACCAGUUGAGAGUGACGAAGGAAUACAGUUUGCAUGGCAUGAUGGAAUCCUUCUGCAGGCUCUAAAGAAGGGAUCUUGGGUUCUGCUGGAUGAACUUAAUCUUGCUCCACAGUCUGUUUUAGAGGGUUUAAAUGCAAUCUUAGACCAUCGAGCUGAGGUUUUCAUCCCGGAGUUGGGUGUUACUUUUAAGUGCCCAUCAUCAUUCAGAGUUUUUGCAUGUCAGAAUCCUUCUUAUCAGGGUGGAGGCCGUAAAGGGCUUCCAAAGUCCUUCCUUAACCGUUUUACGAAGGUUUAUGUGGACGAGUUGACCGAGGAUGACUAUCUUUUCAUCUGUAGUUCACUCUAUUCCUCAAUUCCAAAGCCCUUGCUUUCCAAGUUAAUUUUAUUUAAUAAGCGACUACAUGAGGACAUUAUGUUAUAUCAUAAAUUCGCUCAAGUGGGUUCCCCUUGGGAGUUUAACCUACGAGAUGUGAUUCGUUCUUGCCAAAUUAUACAAGGUGCACCUGAAAGAUCAAAAAUUGACUGUUUCCUCAACACUAUAUAUGUUCAAAGAAUGCGUACAGCAGCUGACCGUAGAAAAGUUGUCCAACUUUAUGAGGAAGUAUUUGGACAAGUGCCAUUUUUGACUCCCUACCCACGAGUGCAACUCAAUCCUCAGUAUUUGGUUGUUGGCAACACUCACAUCAGAAGGAAUCAUUUUCAGUCAUCUAAAAACAGUGAGCUUAAAAUUUUGCCUGGAAUACGGCAUAGCUUGGAGGCUGCUGCACUUUGUGUACAGAAUGAAUGGUUGUGCAUAUUGGUUGGUCCUUCAUCUUCUGGCAAGACUUCAUUGAUAAGGUUGCUUGCCCAGCUUACUGGCAAUGUACUAAAUGAGAUAAAUCUUUCGUCUGCAUCGGACAUAUCUGAGUUACUUGGAUGCUUUGAGCAAUAUAAUGCCUUCCGCCAUUAUCAAUUUGCUGUUACUCGAAUUGAGUGUUAUGUGAAUGAGUACUGCAGCUUGCAACUGGAAUCUUCAGUGAAGGAAUUCAUAGAGAGAAGAAAAGACGUAAUUACCUGUUGGCUUGCCUUCCUAUCAAGCAUUGGUAGAGGUCCCAUGACUACUACUUCUUCCUCAUACACUGAUAAUUGUAAGUCAAGGACCUUUGGUUCUAUUCAUUUGUUAGUUGAGAUAAUUGAGCAUCUAGAGUUGGACAUGGAGUCAAACAGAUUGCCCGUAUCAUGGUCAUGCAAGGAUCUGGAUAGAAUUCUGAAAAUUAUAAAGUUGCACGAGGAACACAGCCAAAGGCUAUAUUCAGCAAAAUUUGAAUGGGUAACCGGAGUACUGGUAAAGGCUGUUGAAAAUGGUGAAUGGAUUGUUUUAGAGAAUGCAAAUCUUUGCAAUCCCACGGUUCUUGAUAGGAUCAACUCUUUGGUUGAGCCGCGUGGAUCAAUCACAAUUAAUGAGUGUGGAAGUGUAGAUGGCAAGCCAUUGGUUCUUCAUCCCCAUCCCCAAUUUCGGAUGUUUCUCACAGUUGACCCUAGCUAUGGUGAAGUGUCCCGGGCAAUGCGAAAUAGAGGGGUUGAAAUAUAUAUGAUGCAGCCAUGGCUGCUUGAUGGUGGAGGUGGUGACAGUUGUGUUGAGAGUGAACUUAAAGAUGUGAAAAGAUUUCUCAUUCUCUCAGGUAUUCCUAUGGGUAUGAUGGUUGAUUCGAUGGCCAAAGCCCACAUCUAUGCUAGAGUUGAAGGAUUGCGCCUUGAUAUUAAGAUUACAUAUCUUGAGCUUGCGCGUUGGGUGCAGUUAUUCCAGCGGCUUCUCACCAAUGGGAAUUGGCCUGAAUGUAGCCUCCAAAUAAGUUGGGAACAUACAUAUCUUUCAUCUCUCGGUGAGGCUGAAGGAAAAGAUAUUGUUAGUCAUGCGAUAAUUUCUUAUCUAUCAAUGGAUGAACUCUACAAAUUUGAGUCGUCUCCAGGACGUUCAUUGUGUCUACCGGGAGGAUGGCCAACUCCGUUGAAACUAAGAGAUUAUGUAUGUUACUCAAAAGAAGCUUCUGUCAAACAAAAUUGCUUGUAUCUGGAGUUUUUGGGGUCUCAGAAUGCAUCUCAUAUAUUUCAUUCUGCUUGGGAUCGGAGCCCAGUGGAACAAGCUCUAAGUGUGAUUGGAUCUAUGGGGCCUUACUUGAUGGAUAUGAAGAUAUUGCAUGUUAUGAUGUUUCCAAACUUUGCACAUGAGUUUACUUCUAAGUAUGGUGGGCAGAUAGAAAUUGAUUCGGCACUUGCUGGAAAAAAGCUUUUGUUUGCUGCCAACUGGACAAUUGAACAGGCCACUGAAAAUGAUUUAGAGUUAUACCUUCUCUGGUUUAGUUGGUUUGCUUCUCAGGUACAGCCUUUUUGCAAGUUCUUUAGUUCUUUUCUGAAUCUACUUAAACAGGAGCUCAAGCAUCGUAUCUGGAAUUGUAUUGUGCGUUGCCGCCAUGAGCUUCUGUCUCAUAAUCAAGUAAAUUUAGACUCCAGGCCAAUACCAAUGCUUUCCACGGAAGUAGUUGAUUUAUUUGCAUCAAAUGACAUGUCAAAAUCCUCCAGUGAACUUCUCUGUAAAGCGAUUAACUGUGCAGGCCUAUUAAGGGCUAGCUUUCAACAAUGGAAUGCUGAGAGUGAACAUGACUACUGUGACGAAAAUCAGUGUUUUAUAUCUGUUUUGGAAUCUCUAAGAAGGGUGGAAGAGAAAGUGCUUGAUAUACUGGUUGAGUCGCCUUCUUUCGAUUUGCUUUUUCAAAUAUACACAGACCUCCUUGAAGAUCACAUAUCAUUUUGGAAUGGCAUCACCUUGUCACAGUUUGAGAUGUCUUUAAUUUCUUGGCGUUCUUUGACAAAGAAUGCAUCAAAAUUGCAGAAAUUCUGUCCAAAAGAAGUUGCAGGUUUACAGGUGGAAGGCAAGAAUUUGGGUAGUGUUUCAUCUUGGUGUCUCCAUUCACAAAAGUCCUUGCUAUGGGUUCAUGGAGGCCAUCCAUUUUUGCCUUCUUCUGCUGAUUUAUAUCAGAAGCAGCGACAGAUUUUAAACCUUUGUGAAUUGCUUUGGCCGAGAAACACAAAAUCGUUGAGGCAAGUAGCUGUGAAUGGUUCUAUUAUUGAGGCUGCUGUAUCAUCAAAUACUGAACUUCGCUCCCUUGCAAUGCAAGGUGUUUGCAUGUCAUCAUAUAUUAUGGGCAAAGUUCAUGACGACGAGCUCCAUGUUGUUCAGCAGUUGGAGGAGAUUUAUCAGAUGCUUUUGAGAAGGUUUGAACAUGAAAAGCAAAAGUUGGAAGCUGUUAUACAGACCACUAAGCAUCCAUUUCCACUCACAAAUUCAGCUGCUUGCUGCAUUUUCUCCACUGAUGUAUUGUGUAGAAGGUCUGGCUUUGAUAGUUGGCAGGGCACUAUUCCUAUAAUUGACAACACAAGUGUUUUCUUGGAUAUGGAGCUACUUCAAGAGCUAUCACAGAUUGUUUUGGUUGAUGCAGAAGAAUUGCAACUGGUAUGGUUGACGGUUUGCCAAAGGUCCAUGGCACCCAAGAAGCUUGGCAUUGACACCAUCUCAGUUCCUCCAGCUACGGCUCCGACGACACCAACUGUUCCAGCUCCUGUAUCAUCCACGCCAGCUGUUUCUCUGGCCACCGCGCCAGCUGUUGCUCCUCCAGUGCCGGCUUCUUCUCCUCCGGCUGUGGCUGUUCCAUCGCCAGCUCCGAGCAAGAAGAAGACUAAGAAGAAGCCCAAUAGGAGCCGUUGCUAUAUGUUUUUCCUUCAUCAUCAAGCUCGAGACGCGGCAGCUGCCUUAAGAACGGGUUCAUGUCAUCCAUUUCUCUCUGAUAAUCUAUUGGUCUUAAAUCAGAGUCACAAUAAUCAGGUCCCAAGUCUCUCUCUUCUUUUUUCCAACAUAAUCAUCUCUCCCAGAGCAUCAUACACACAAACCCAUGAGACAAUUAAUGUUGGAACAGACAUUGCUGCUAAAGCAAUUGCCCCACAUGGGCAUGUCCCUCCGCCAUAUGCUGCUAAAGCAAUUUGCCUAAUCUGUAUACUUCUCAAUUCCCUGGUGCAUUGUGCAUUUUGGUGUGAUGCAACAUUUAUCUGUGUGCUAGGUGUUUGCAUGUCAUCAUAUAUUAUGGGCAAAGUUCAUGACGACGAGCUCCAUGUUGUUCAGCAGUUGGAGGAGAUUUAUCAGAUGCUUUUGAGAAGGUUUGAACAUGAAAAGCAAAAGUUGGAAGCUGUUAUACAGACCACUAAGCAUUCAUUUCCACUCACAAAUUCAGCUGCUUGCUGCAUUUUCUCCACUGAUGUAUUGUGUAGAAGGUCUGGCUUUGAUAGUUGGCAGGGCACUAUUCCUAUAAUUGACAACACAAGUGUUUUCUUGGAUAUGGAGCUACUUCAAGAGCUAUCACAGAUUGUUUUGGUUGAUGCAGAAGAAUUGCAACUGGAUUUGUCCAAUUUGUCCGUCCUUUUGGAACCAACCUUGAAUUUUUCAUUGAGCUUCUCAUCAAGACCUCCGACUGACUUUUUACCUCAUCAAAAAAUUUUAUGGACACUGGAUGCAUGGACAUCAGUUAGUGCAGGAAAUGCAAAAAUUGCUAGUUUUUUGCUUGAGAUGUGGUUUAGUUGGCACUCUUCUUUGUGGAUCAUUCAGCCUGUUUUGCUCAAGAACUUUUCAAGGAUGGAUGAUUUUGAAAUGAAACUACCUCAUAUGUUUUUCCAGCCUGUGAGAAUGGCAACUGUUGACCACAUUUUGCAAAGUACAUCUGCUAUCAAGGAUUAUCCCAUGCACUGCUUAAAAAUUAGAGUUGCUUCAUGUAAUUUGUGGCAAAGUUGUCCACCUGUUACAAAUGUACUAGCUUUUCUUUUAUCUGUGGCUCGGUCUCUCUUCCAACAGAUUAUAUAUGCUCACAGAAAAUCAUUUGAAGCUGAUAAGUAUGCUGUGAUUAAGUCUCUUCUUGGUUCCUUUCAGAAAAAUAUGAUAACGGUAGACGACAUAAAUGAUGUGCUUUCCAUGCUUGCAUCAUCAAACCACCUUGGAUUAGCUUCCUUGGUGAAUUCCUUCAUUAAGCCAGUGCUUGGGGAACUGUAUCUUCAAUGCUCGUCUACUGACCUGGUAUAUAAUCUAGGGUGUGCAUGGUUAAGAUUGGGAGGCUUACGUUAUCAUCUCUUGAUUACCUUUGAUGAUCUGGAUCCUGCCAUGAAAUACUCUUGCAAGCACUUGAGGUUGGUCGAAAAGAUUGGGUUGCUUGAACUUGAAAAUGAGGUACGGAAAGAGAGUGCCUAUUUAGCUGGAUGGGUUUCAUGGGGUGAGGCUGACAAACAAAGAACAAUGGCAUUGGAAAACCUCAAAGCUGAUUGUAAAAGUCUUAAACGAAAGAUUGUGUUCCGCUCUGAUCCUAGGAAAUUUGUAAAGUUAAAAUAUGAAUGUGAGGAGUUUCUUAAAAUGGUUGUAACUUCUGUUGGUCUGAUCAAAGAUGUUGAUAGCAUGGACAAACAACAGAUUAGUGACCAAGUGUGCAAUUGGCAAGAAACAGCAACCCGUUUCAUUGAUCGGCUAUCAAAUGAAUAUUCUGCAUACGUCGAUAUAAUUCAACCAGUUCAAGUUGCAAUAUAUUCGUUGAAACUAGGUUUAUCGUUGGUUCUAUCAAGUGCCAUUCAGAAUUUAUCGUUGGUUCUAUCGUUGCUAAAUUUGAAAACUACCUGGCAGGAGACAAUUUAUUCAUUUAUGAGAUUUCCUAGAGGCUUUGCAUCUGAUGCUGUUUCUGUCAGGAUCGACUGUGGGUUGGCCAAGUUUCCUUCAUGUGAUAUAGAUUUCCUUAUGGACACAAAGGCAAUGGAUAUGAAUUUGCUGGAAAGUUUGGUUACUUCGACAAGAGAUGUCAAUUCUGAUAAGAUGGUCUCAGACUUGCAACUGAAAGCUUCCAUACACCACAACAUUCUUCUCCGUGUAGUGCAUUCUAUUGCUGAGGCCCAAUUAAUGGAUAAUGCAUCUUUUGUUCUCUUGGAUAAGACAUUUGAUGAGUUUGCUAGCCUUUGGAUGAAUAUGAAAGUUGAAGUAAAGACCAAAGAAGAUCAUGAAGCUCGACAAUUCAAGUUCAAGCCUCGUGCAUUUAAGAUAGAGAACAUAAUGGAAAUUGACAUAUCAACUCUUGGUGGUUCAUUAGAAAAUGAGAUACUUUCAGAAUGGCAGGAAUUGCUUUCUGAUGAAAAAGUUGCUGAAAAGAAAGCUGAAGAGGAAGAUGAUACUCUGGAGGAGGAAUGGAACUUAAUGAAGGGCUCCAUCUUGAACAAUAUGGUGCACAUUCACAAUCAACUAUUUGGGUCCAUGGAUCUUGUUGAAACACAGCCUGGAAUUCUAAAGGUCUCUGAAGCAGAUCGGUUGUCAUCCUUCAUAGACUCCUACGGACUGGGAAUAAGAAUGAUUAAUGGUUUAGAGGGAUUACUAUUGUCCAGUUUGGAUGCUAAACUUGCUCCUGAACACUUGUUCCGCCUUUGUUUGGAGCAUGAACAGAAAUUAAAUUCAUCUCAUAAAUCAGCUCAUGCAUAUAAUUUUUACAAGGAUUCAAAUGCUCCUGUGAUGGUUAAGAUGGUGGAGCUGGUCACAAUUCUUCAACAGAGAAUUGUAUUUCUUUUGAAUGAAUGGGAUGAUCAUCCUGCUCUUCAGAAAAUCGUGGAUGUGAUAGAAAUGAUUUUAGCUAUUCCUCUAAGCACCCCGCUGGCUAAGGCUCUUUCAGGUUUGCAGUUCCUGCUUAAUAGGGUGCGGGUGCUACAAGAAACUGUUUCAAAAUUCCCGCUCUCUGCUGAACUGGAUCCGAUUUUUAACCUGGUAUCCUCAUGGCAAAAGUUGGAAUUUGAGUCUUGGCCUGCCUUGCUUGAUGAUGUUCAAAUUCAAUUUGAGAUUAAUGCUGCGAAGUUAUGGUUUCCUUUGUAUUCAGUUCUACAGCGUAGACAUUCUGCUGAUAUUGCUGAAUAUAAUAGAUGUACUAUCCAAAGUUUGGAGGAGUUCAUUCAAACAUCCACUGUUGGUGAAUUUAGAAAACGUCUUCAACUUCUUUUUGCUUUCCAUGGCCAAAUCAGCACUGGUAUAUACUGGGGGUCUUACUUAAGUACUUGCCAUACGGAAAGUGUGAGGAUUUUAUACAAUAUAUUUGGCUUCUAUGUGCAAUAUUUGCCAACAAUUUUGGAACAUAUAGAAGAUAAGAGAAGAAGUAUCGAGAAGGAAUUGAAAGAACUUUUGAAGCUAUGCCGGUGGGAGCUACCUGAGAGUUAUGUUUCCAUAGAAAGUUCAAAAAGGACCAGGCAGAAACUUAGGAAGCUCAUACAAAAAUACACUGAUUUACUGGAACAACCCAUAAUGCUUAUUAUCAAUAAAGAUGCUCCACAAAAAGGGAUAAAAGCGCAAUCUGUGCCACAAGGUCCAAAACUUCACACUGAUUCUUUUGACAAGAAUAGGGUGAUGCUGAAUGUUGCAUGUGAUCAGAUUCUAUCCAGAGAUAAGGACAGGUCCACAUGGUUUAUAGAUUGGAGGAAGAAAGUAGAUUAUGCUUUGCAGAACUUGCACCUUGAGAGGACACCUGAGUCUACAUGCAUUGCAUACCAGGAAGAAAGCAAGCAAGUGUGGUGUACCAUUGAGAAUAUUAGCAGAACUGCAAUUGAUUGUUCUGACCUUUGGAAGGAAGAAAACAAGAGUUUGGGAAAGAGGAGGGCUUUGGCUGACCUUCUGAAGCUUUUAGAAAAUUGUGGCUUGUCUAAGCACAGGUCUACAAAUUUUGAGGAUCAAUUCCAAUCCAACCAAUCAAAUUGGUGGAUUCUUAAGUCUUCAUAUGAUAGGAAGCAUUUACUGAUGAAACAAGGUGGUCCGUCUUCCAAGGAUUUGUUUGCUGCUCUGUGCCAGCAGCAUCUGGGUUUGCCCCUUGAAAGUUUGGACAGGGAAUGGGAAACAGCAAACCAAUACUACUUUCGGAGCAUGGCAUCGGUCCACCUUCUGCAGCAGAUUUGCCUGAACUUCCAUAAAGACUUUACUCUUGAACAGGUUAACAGAUCAGGUUCUUUCCUUGACCAUCUUAUGGUAAUACAACAAGAUCAACGGGCUGCUGCAUACAGUUUUGCGGAGCAUCUUGGGUGCUUAAGGAAAUGUGUCUCACUUUUUGAAAAUUUAUUGUCUGGCUCCCUUGCUUCUGAUACUGUAAGUAGUAGCGAGUUCUCUUUUGCCCAGAACCAGCAUGCCACGUUUAAUUGCAUGUGGCAACAAAAGCAACUAUUAGAUAGUUUGUGUUCUACGUUGCUUGAAGAAUGUUUGCUGCUAAAAGCAGUUGAAAGUAAUCAUCUGAACAAUUGUCAAAGUGUCAAAGCUGCAGCAAAUAGGGUUCGCGUUUUCCUUGAGAAAUUUAUUCCCGACUUUCAGAAAUCUAAGGAUUUACUGGAUUGUUACCUCAUUGGCCUUGAUAGAGUUGUAACCUCACUGGCAAUAUCUUUGCAUCCUUGUGUUGUUUCGAAACAAAUGGAACAGUUAGUCUUUCAGAAUUUUCGUAUGAUAAAGGAGUUUGAGGAGAACCUUGGUGCUUUCCUACGGCAAGAUGAGGAUAGAAGAUCAGUUAAAAUGGUUCUGCUUGGCCGUUUUGAAGAUAUAUUGAAGAAGGUUAACUUGAUAGCAGAGGGUUAUAAUUGUGCUGUGCAAUCAAACAACGAGGAUGAAGUCACCAGUUUUCCCACAGAAAAAACUUUUGAACUUGAAACUGAGUUUAGUGAAGCCCUCAAAGAAACGUAUAAGCAUAUUGUGGAUGCAUUGCAUAAGAUAGUUUGUUGGAAUAGCAGUGACACUGCUGUCGAGUCACUUGGUAAUAUUACUAUGUGGAAGAUUCAAUUUGAAUCACAUGUAGCAGAUCUACAUUUAGACGUCAUAUGUGAUGCAGUAGUCCAGGCAAUUAUUUGUGCAGGGAAGAUCGUGAACCAUUGUGGUAAAGGAAACCCUCAUCUCUGUGUUCAAGUUGAAGCACAUUUAAAGCAUCUUUAUUCAUUGUUGGACUUAAUGUUGACCUUCAGCAAUAGUCUUCUGCAUGAUUUUCUAGUCGUUCAUAGAAUGGUCUCUGCAGUAACUCAUGUGCUUGCGAACAUUUUUGCUUCAUUAUAUUCCAAAGGAUUUGGGAUCUGUAAUGAAGAAGAGGAAUCUAAGGAUGAUAAAACUGAAGAUGCAAAAGGAACGGGUAUGGGUGAGGGUGCAGGGCUGAAUGAUGUUAGUGAUCAGAUAGAUGACGAAGCUCAGCUCCUUGGGACUUCUGAAAAGCCGAAUGAUGAACAAGAUGACUUAAAUGAAGUUCCAGGCAAAGAUGCUAAAGGUAUAGAGAUGGAACAGGAUUUUGCUGCUGAUACAUUCAGUGUUAGCGAGGAAUCUGGAGAUGAUAACAAUGAAGAUGAUGAGGAUGGGCAGCUGGAGUCUGCAAUGGGGGAAACUGGCGAUGAUGGUGAAAUCAUUGAUGAGAAACUUUGGGAUAAGGAUGAUGAAGAAAACCCUAAUAAUGCAAAAGAGAAAUAUGAAUCUGGUCCAUCAGUUAGAGACACAGAUUCUAGUGGUAGAGAGCUUAGAGCAAAGGAAGAUUCUGAUUCUGCCACUCCUGCUGAUGAAGCUGGAGAGCUUAAUCCCAAUGAACUCGACAAGCAAGAAGCUGAGAAUGAAAAUCAAGAUGAUCUUGACAAUUCUGAGAAUGUGGAAGAUAUGAACAUGGACAAAGAAGAAGCUUUUGCAGAUCAAAUGGGGUUGAAGGUUGAUGAGCCUAAUCAAGGAUCUGAAGAUAUGGAGAUGGAUGAACAGGAAGGCGCAGAUACCAUGGAAGAUGAUGGCCCAGAAGAGCUUGAUGAGUCUGAUGAAAAUAAGAAUGGUGAGGAAGAGAAGCACGAGUCACUGGAUGAAGGUCUGGAAGAGGCAGAAACUGAACAACCUGGUGGAAAUGCUGAAGGGGAUGAUGUGGGGAAUACUAAAGAAGAGGCUACAGCGAUGGACUUGGCGAUGGCAAAAAAAGAUGUGUUCGAACCAUCUACUUCUGACCUUUCUAUUGACCAUGUGCCACCAAAUGCUGAAUCUGCUACACAGCCAAAGGGUGACUCACUUGCAGCAGAUUUAAGAGAUGUUGCAUCCAAAUCCGAAGAAGCAAAGUGGUCUAAUACAAGUGACAGUCAGAAUGACCUUGCUCCUAUGAGAGGCCUACAAAAUGCAUCCGAGAUUGAAAUCAAAGUAAAUGACUCUUCACAGAGUGGGAAAAUAAGUGAUGAUCAACCACAAAGUCAGUUGCCUCAAUAUGAUCCUUCAUCAUCUCAGAAAACCCAACCAAACCCUUGUCGUAAUGUUGGUGAUGCCCUUGAGGAAUGGAAAGAAAGAGUCAAAGUGACUGUUGAUCUUCAGGAAAACAACAAAGAAUCUCUAGAUGAUAUGCUAGAUGAGGAUGCAGAUGAGUAUGGAUAUGCUGCGGAGUUUGAUAAGGGAACAGCUCAGGCAUUGGGAUCUGCAACAUCUGAACAGAUGGACAAGAACAUCAAUGGUGACAAGCCUGAUGAAGACGGCAAAACCAUGGGUAGAGAAGACCUUACUGAGAUGGAAGUUGAAAAGCAGGAUUCUGAAACGCGCCCUAUUAGAACUUUGGUCACGAAUCGUACAGAAAAGAUUGAGGGGCAGGUGGAGAUCCAUGACUCAGAGGAGCCACCGGAGGAAUCCCAAGAAAUUCACGGCCAUGACAAGAGUGAUCAUUCCCUAUCAGGCAGCUUGGUGUCCUUGAAGAGAUCAUACAUGGCUGAGGACAUAGACCAACUUGAUAAACUUUCCCUGCACGACAAGGAGCUAGGGAAAUCUCACAAUCUUGAGGCAAUACCUAAUGAUGUGAGAGAUAAUGCCACUGUUCUCUGGAGAAGCUACGAACUGCGCACAACCAGGUUGUCUCAAGAGUUGGCUGAACAGUUGCGUCUGGUCAUGGAACCCACUCUAGCUAGCAAGCUCCAAGGGGAUUACAAGACUGGAAAAAGGAUUAACAUGAAGAAGGUGAUUCCGUACAUUGCAAGCCAUUAUCGGAAAGAUAAGAUAUGGCUAAGGCGUACCCGGCCCAACAAACGUGAUUACCAAGUUGUCAUUGCUGUGGAUGAUUCCCGCAGCAUGUCAGAGUUUCAUUGUGGAGAUGUUGCUGUUGAAGCUUUGGUGACGGUAUGCCGUGCCAUGUCUCAAUUGGAAGUGGGAAAUGUGGCUGUUGCACGCUUUGGAACGAAGGGAAACAUUAGGUUACUCCAUGAGUUUGAUCGGCCUUUCACUGGAGAGGUUGGGGUCAAGAUGGUCUCAAGCUUGACUUUUAAGCAAGAAAAUACCAUCGCGGAUGAACCCAUGGUUGAUCUCUUGAAGUACGUGAACAAUAUGCUGGAUGUUGCAGUGGCAAAUGCACGACUCCCUUCCGGACAGAAUCCUCUACAACAGCUUGUUUUGAUCAUCUCUGAUGGUCGGUUCCAUGAAAAGGAAAAUUUGAAGCGCUGUGUUAGGGAUGUCUUGACUAGAAAGCGUAUGGUAGCAUUUCUGCUUCUGGAUAGCCCUCAGGAGUCCAUAAUGGACCUCGUGGAAGCAUCAUUUGAGGGUGGUAAUAUAAAAUCUUUGAAGUAUCUAGACUCAUUCCCGUUCCCAUUCUACAUUGUCCUGAGGGACAUCGAAGCACUUCCUAGAACCCUUGCUGAUUUAUUGAGACAAUGGUUUGAGCUAAUGCAAUCUUCUAGAGACUAAUUGCAUGACAGAGCUCUAGUCGACUUGGUUGAUUUUUCCGCGCAGAGUGAAAUACAAUGUGUGUGUGUGUGUGUGAGAGAGAGAGAGAGAGAGAGAGAGAGAGAGAGAUGAGAUUACAGACAAAUAGCAGAGCGGGGAGAAUAAGAUCAUUGUAUAGCUGUUUCUGAAUUUUGUACAUAUUACAGUUAUUAUCAAUAUAAAUAGGCUAUGUGCCACAUUUUUGGUGAA